AUACAAUGUAAUAUGGCUCCGCAAUGUUGGGGAUUUUUGCUAGUGGUGUUAGUUUUACUUUUUUAUGCAACAGAAGGAGAUCAUACCAACGGAAAUCUUAUUGCUGCCCGAGUUGAAAGCUGUAGAGGGUGUCGAUUGAAUCGUCUCCCAGAAGUGAAGAAAUUUAUUUUUGAAGAUGUUCCUCUGUUUGAAAAUGUAGAAUUCAAGCAUAUUCAAGGUGCCUCCCCAGAGCUUGUAUUGCUAGAUAUGCAUGAUAAGGAACUGGAACGCAUUGAUCUGGCUCCAUUAUCUCGCCAGGACUGCAAUGACCUCCUCACUAAAAGGGGGUUCCAUAGAAAGAAGCCAGACAGUGAAGCGCAGCCUAACUUACAGCAUGAAGACUUUUGAUAGGCACUGUCAGUUUCUAGGAGUAUUUUCUAUAUAGUUGGAUUCUUGUACUAACAUGAGUUUCACUUUUUAUUCAUCACAUUCCUUAUUGUUCAAUGCACUUCUUUUGUUGUAGCAUGCACAAAAGACUGCCUCUUUCAUUCACCAGUCAGCUUAGCAGUGAUCCCUUCAGCAAUGUCUUAAAAUGAAAUUUGUGUUUCCCUACAUAUAAAAUACAUUAUUAUUGCAUCCACAGAGUCAUGACAAUUCCAUAUGGUGCUGGAAACUUCAGAGAAACAUAAGAAUUGUAUGCAAAACUUGUCACACAGUCCAGAAAAACAGUGAUAAAUAAUUAACACUGUACAGCACUGAGCCUGAAUUUUGUCCAGGAUAUUCUGAGUAAGGAUAGUGGGUGAAUCAUGAGACAGUUUCAAGAAUACCAGUUAUGAUUACCUUCCUCUUUUCAGUUCCUCGAGAAAAUAGAUGUCCAGGUAACUCAGCAUUUUAACAUUUAUAAUGUUAAAUUGCAGCAUCCUGUUGCACUGUGUAAGGUUGUAACAUUUCAUUCUCAUACUAGUUAAUGUAUUAGCAGUACCACUACUGCUAUAAUAGACACAAAAUGAAAAACAUUUGAUAUUCUCUCUGUGUUAUUUGAACAUGGGUGCAUCAUACCUUCUAUAGGCAACCCUAUGAAGGAAAAAUCUUGUGUAUUCAAAGAGAUCUCCCACUUCUAGGGACCAUUGUUUAUAAGUUGCACAAUAUAAUACCAAUUUUCACAAAAUCUGUAAUAUACUUAUAUCUGUGAGUACUGUAAGUAAUAUUGUAUGUACUCCCUUAGAGUGAAUAAUCUCCCAUAAAAGCACAUCUGUAAUAAGUUAACAUGGAUGGAAGAAAUGUGUGUUAUUUUUAUUUGUCUCUCUGAAAUAUAACACACCUUUUUCUCCUGUUUUUGUUGCAGCAGAGCAUUUGUCUGCUAUGGCUUCAUAGCAUGUGAAGCUUUUGUCUUAAGAAGAAUGCUGUGUGGCUUUAAUGGUGUUCAAAAAGUAGUUCCUAAUUUGAAGUAAAUUGAUGUACAUUAUUCUCUUUUAAGAGGCAUUGUAACCUUUUUCUAGCAUUAAGAAUAAAAUUUAAGUUUCAAUAUUUAUGCUAUAGUAUAUAUGCUACAAACACCAGAAUGAGGAAAGUUCUCAAAAAACUGUCAGCCAUCUUGGUGUGUAUGUAUUCAUAGUUGGUGUGGAUUCUUUGCUUGAAAAUUAGACGGAGAAUAAAGAGACCCAUGUCUUCCCCUUUGUCCAGUAGGUCUUAGUUUCUGAAGUAUAGGCUUUAGAUGUUUUCUGCUUAGUAUGGCUGCUGUAUAUUUACCAUGGCAGAUACUGCAUCUUCAUAGCCAAGGAGAUAAGGUUGCAUGAUUCAUAAUAUAGAGGUCCAGGCCUUACUCCGAUAUGGUUCUGAUGUUUUGUUUUGCAUCAGUAAAUAUUUAAAACUUACACAUAUCACAUAACUUGAAUUUGUACUUUAACUUUAGCAGUUGGUAAAUAAAUGCCAGUAAUGAUGGAAUAAAAAAUCUCAUUCCCAGGAGGUCAGUAAGGAAUAACAUGUCAUCUGGAGAGGUUAAAAAAAAAGUGGAGCACUUGCAAUAUUGAUAUCAUGAAAAAGAACUUUUUAACAUCAUUCAUAGGCUUGCAGAAGUUGAUAGUUAAUUCCAAAUAAUACUGAACCUUUGGGGGCACACAGUAGCGUAGUUGGUUGAGGGGCUAUGCUACAAGCCAGAAGGUUGCGGGUUCAAGUCCUGA
This is a messenger RNA of Cryptotermes secundus, 2159 nucleotides long. Its product is annotated as selenoprotein M-like. Gene Ontology annotation, cellular component: endoplasmic reticulum lumen. NCBI's taxonomy places the organism in Eukaryota, Metazoa, Arthropoda, Insecta, Blattodea, Kalotermitidae. The transcript is spliced from 4 exons. The record is from RefSeq and is a predicted model, not a curated record. The coding region runs from base 13 to 387 and encodes 124 amino acids. Gene Ontology annotation, molecular function: oxidoreductase activity.